GUACGGUUUCGUUGGAGCGGCUCGCGACUGCGAUUGAGUCGCAGCAACGACUGCGACUACAGUCGCGGCACUGGUUUUAUACAAUUUAUGCAUAUACGGUUUGGUUGACGCCGUUCAGUCGCAGACCGCUACGUUCGAGCCGCAGCCGUUGCGACUCGACUGCUCCUGGACCAGUCAAAUCGCAGUCGUUCAGUAAAAAUGGAGAAAUUCAAUGCAAAUGAGGAUGAUAUAUUGAUUGACGAGGUUCAAAAAUAUCCCGCUAUUUUUGAUUACGAGCAUGAAAACUACAAAAAUUUUAUAUGCAAAGAGAAUGCCUGGAAAAAAAUAGCAUGUUCGGUAGGAAAAAGCAGUGACGAUUGCAAAAGGCGAUGGAGAAACAUCAAGGAUACCUAUUUUAGAAACAGAAAAAAACGUAAAUUGGGGACCGGUUCAGCAGCAUCUGAACGAGUAAUAAAGUGGACCCUUUACGAUCGGCUUUCCUUUCUGGAUGUUAUUAAGCAUGAACGAGAAUCAAAAAAUACCUUGACGGAAGAAGAGGAAACUCCAGCUUACAGCGAGACGGACUACGAAACCCAACCAACCGAUGAAUCAACAUUAGACGAUUCUGAUUUACUAGACGAAUAUUCAACCCCAUCCACAUCUCGUCGAACUUCAGACGCAAUGAAAUUGAAUAAAGGGCUGAAUAAGAAUCCUUUUCAACAAAACUGUGGGAAAAGAUCGCAGCCCCGAGUGUCAAAACUAAAUACCAUGGCUCAAUUUGAAGAGAGAGCUCAGAAGCGAAGGAGCUCCUUGAAUCUAUCCACAAAAAAAACAUUUCAAAUUCAGAAGAUGACGUAGAUUUGUUCAUGAAAAGCAUUAGCUUCACCGUUAAAAAAUUUCCACCUGCUGAACUGAAUGAAGCAAAACUUGGUAUCCUAAAACUCGUAAGCGAUCUUCAGCUCAAAUUAGCAACACAAAAUUCAUCUCAACAAACUCCAGCACAUAGUUCACAACCAACCUCACCUGCCGAUAGAUCAAAUUCACAUUCUUUGGGUACAAAUCAAUAUCAACUAAAUGGACCUUUCAAUCUGACUGAGACUACGUCACAUACUACUGCUAGUACUAGUCAAUAUAAACUACAGAAUGGAUCUUUUCAUCUGGCUGCGACUGAGUCGGAUAAUACUGCUGGUUCAUAUUUUAAAAGCUAUAACCCAGAACAACAGAAUUCAUCAAUUUCAAAUGUUUCUGGAUUCAUGGCCUCGGAGCAAAACUCGGAAUACGAACUACGAUACCAGCAAUUAAAUUAGUUACAUUAGUUAGUUUUGGUUAGAUAUGUUGUAUUCUAAGCUCAUAAUAUAUUUUGUGUUCUAACUGUAUC
Messenger RNA from Acanthoscelides obtectus, 1357 nucleotides. Lineage: Eukaryota; Metazoa; Arthropoda; Insecta; Coleoptera; Chrysomelidae. The record is from the annotation of a GenBank genome assembly.